AUGAAGCUCGGGGUCUUUACAACCUUGAUCCCGGCCAUUCUGCCCGUGGUGUGUGCUGCACCUGCUCGAAGGGAUGCAGACAACCCACCCCUUCGAGGCAGCGGGUCACUCGUUGGAUAUUCGUCAUCGAAUAAGGGUGGCGGCGACUCUCCGCCUGAUAUCAAAUACACUCUUCUCCCCGGGCAGAAGGAAGACCCCAAAAUUGGGUCAUAUCUUGAUUUCCAGAAAGCCGACAAUCCCCAGCCGAUCCGUGGUUCCACGGGUGCCGAUGACCCCGGCCCGAGAAACUACUAUUACGAUAGGAUUAACAGUGAUAAACUUGCACCUCCGGGAACUGACCAUGGUCAAACAAUCAAUGCGCAAUGGCCGAUGGGACAGGAUGGGGCAGGUUGGGCUCGCCAAGAAAACGUGAAUGUGAUGCCGGAUGCAACAUUGAUGGCGGGAGUGGAUAUGCGCCUUGAGCCUGCCGGUUAUCGGGAGCUGCAUUGGCACGUUGCGGCCGAAUGGUCUCUGGUGCUGAAUGGAUCUUGCAGAAUUCAGGCUGUGAAUGAGAACGGAGAGACAUUCGUUGAUGACGUAGCUGCUGGAGAUGUCUGGUAUUUCCCACCCGGUGUUCCUCAUUCAAUCCAAGCUCUCGACGACGGAGUUGAGUUCCUUCUAGUGUUCGACGACGGUGACUUUAGCGAGGACAACACGUUCCUAGCGAGCGAAGUCUUCCUUCACACUCCUAAAGAAGUUCUGUCCAAGAAUUUCGGUCUCGAUGUAUCAGCCUUCGAUAAGAUUCCCGAAGAUGAACUCUACAUCUUCAAGGGCACACCAGCACCUGCGGACAUUGAGAAACAAAACGUAACAACCUCUUCCGGUAUUGUGCCGCGUGGCCAAAGUUACUCCUACCAUUUCUCCGAGCAACCCGCCCACGAAGUUGCAGGUGGCUCGGUCAAAAUCGUCGAUCCAUUGACGUUCCCCAUCGCCGCCAACUUCUCAGCUGCAGUGGUGACAGUUCACCCGGGUGGUAUGCGUGAAGUCCAUUGGCAUCCUGCUAGCGACGAAUGGACAUUCUUCAUUUCUGGUCAGGGUCGCGCUACCCUGUUUACAGCACCGAACGCUGCGACUACAUUUGAUUAUACCGCUGGAGAUGUUGGCUACUUCCCGAAGUCUAACAGUCACUAUAUCGAGAACACAGGAGAUCAAGACCUCGUGUUUGUAGAGGUUCUUCAAGCUUCUAUGUUUACAGAUGUUGCCCUUGGCCAAUGGAUUGCAUCCACCCCCAAACAGAUUAUUGCGGAUACUUUGAACCUUGACGAUGACACACUCAGCAAGUUGAAGACAGAGAAGCAAUACGUUGUUGCGGGCAACAGCACUUGA
This is a messenger RNA of Penicillium brevicompactum, 1365 nucleotides long. RefSeq names its product putative oxalate decarboxylase. Gene Ontology annotation, biological process: oxalate metabolic process. The transcript is spliced from 7 exons. The coding region runs from base 1 to 1365 and encodes 454 amino acids. The record is from RefSeq and is a predicted model, not a curated record. Lineage: Eukaryota; Fungi; Ascomycota; Eurotiomycetes; Eurotiales; Aspergillaceae.